This is a messenger RNA of Eremothecium sinecaudum, 1011 nucleotides long. RefSeq names its product AMP-activated serine/threonine-protein kinase regulatory subunit SNF4 (gene SNF4). NCBI's taxonomy places the organism in Eukaryota, Fungi, Ascomycota, Saccharomycetes, Saccharomycetales, Saccharomycetaceae. The record is from RefSeq and is a predicted model, not a curated record. The coding region runs from base 1 to 1011 and encodes 336 amino acids. The transcript has a single exon.
AUGAUAAAUGCAUCGGCUUUAACGAGUACGGCUGGAAGUGAGAAAGUCGUUGUGGGGAGUGAAGGUGCCGAUGUAGCAUUGGAGCAGAAACUAGCUAUAAAGUCAAUCAGACUCUUUUUGAAGUCAAAAACGUCUUAUGAUGUUUUACCUGUUUCUUAUAGACUCAUUGUGCUUGAUACUUCGUUACUGGUAAAGAAGUCAUUGAACAUUUUGCUACAAAACAACAUAGUCUCAGCGCCCCUGUGGGACUCAACAACUUCAAAAUUUGCUGGACUAUUGACGAGCCUAGACUUUAUUAAUGUCAUACAGUACUAUUUUAGUAACCCUGAUAAGUUCGAACUGGUUGACAAGCUACAAUUAAAUGGGCUCAAGGAGAUAGAAAAGGCCAUCGGCGUUGAUCCCCCCGACAGGGAGUCUAUACAUCCGUUUAAGCCCCUAUAUGAAGCAUGCUGCAAAAUGAUUGAGUCGCGAGCAAGAAGAAUUCCACUUAUCGAUCAAGAUGAGGAAACCCAUAGGGAAAUUGUUGUUAGUGUUCUCACCCAGUAUCGUAUACUGAAAUUCGUUGCCUUAAAUUGCAGAGAGACAAGAUACCUAAAACGACCACUCUACGAAAUCGAUAUAAUCACUUCUGCCGAGAUGUUAAGUUGCUCUAUGAGCACGCCAGUAAUUGACGUGAUACAGUUGCUGGCUACCGGGGGUGUAUCUUCGAUUCCCAUCGUAGAUGAAAACGGCAAGCUUAUUAACGUCUAUGAGGCUGUAGACGUACUAGGUCUCAUAAAGGGAGGAAUUUAUAAUGAUCUUUCACUAAGCGUGGGUGAGGCUCUUAUGAGAAGAAGUGACGAUUUUGAAGGCGUGUACACUUGUACGAUAAGAGACAAGCUCUCAACUAUAUUGGAUACGAUCAGAAAGUCUCGAGUGCAUAGAUUUUUUAUUGUAGAUGAUGAAGGUCAUUUGACUGGUGUGUUGACGUUAAACGAUAUUCUGAAGUAUAUAUUAUACGCUGAAAACUGA